GAUGUUGCCCUAAGAGUACAUAAAAGACGAUAAAGAACAACAAACUCCGAGAAGUGCCCUUUUUAUGAAAAAUAAAAGAAAAAAUGUUAAAUUAAGAAAUUAAAAUAAGUGUUUUGUGUUUAUUGUUCCUGUUUAAUUGUGUUGGAUAUUUGUGAAAAUGAUUAAAAUCCAUUAAUAAAAUAUGCAUUGGGCAUAAAAUUGCAAUGAAAUUGUCAAUAAAAAAAUAUUAAACAUAAAAUAUAUACGUGCAUUCAUAUGGGAGUGUGUUUGUGUAUUUGUGAACUAAUAACAGCAACAAUAACAACGACAAGUAGGAGAAAAAAUCUCAUACACAUACAAAUCGAGUGGUCGUCGGUCGGUCGUCGGUCGGUCGUCGUCACAACAAAAAUAAAAUCAAUUGAAAACCUAUUAUAAUUGGGCACGUUUCCUCAUGAAGUGCUGGGAAAACAAGUGAAACGAAUUAAAACAUAAUAAAACGCGCCAAACAAAAACCCUAUAUUUGCGCCGCAACGCAGCAGCUCCGCGCACCAACCAACCUCAAUAAUCCAAUUGAGGUUGUGGUCACCAGGAAAAAACAUCGACUUCCUCUUUUCAUCUAUGCAGCAACAACAACAUUGUAUGCUUGGUCAGGCACUUCACCAACACCCCCACUAAGUCAACAAUAAAGCCAGGGAAGCGGGCAUUUGUUUUGCCCAACCAGUUCAUAUCCUGUUGUAGCCGCUUGUAACGUUCACCCGUCCGUUCGUUCCAACACGUUUCACGUCGCCAUGACGGAACAACAAGCGUUUACAAAAAUGUGGCCAAUGUCCAUAAUGGUGACAUUGGCGGUGUUGGCAUUGUGUGUGAAAAAUAUAUCCUGCGAUUAUGAAAAUACAUGGAAUUUUUACAACGAACAGCCAUGUUGCGGCGGCAGUGACAAUGCGAACUAUGCCACCAAACAUAGACGAGAUCAUGUCCGAGAAUUCAAUUGUGGAAAACUCUACUACCGAACUUUCCAUAUGGACGAGGAAAGGGAUUCACUAUAUGUGGGAGCCAUGGAUCGCAUAUUCCGUUUAAGCCUUAAAAAUAUAUCCUCAUCAACAUGUGAUCGUGAUCUUAUUAAUUUAGAGCCCACACGAGAUGAUGUUGUAAGCUGCGUAUCAAAAGGCAAAAGUCAGGUGUUCGAUUGCAAAAAUCACAUUCGUGUCAUACAAAAAAUGCAAGGCAACAGGCUGUAUGUGUGCGGUACAAAUGCUCACAAUCCCAAGGAUUAUGUCAUUUAUACAAAUCUAACACACUUAUCACGAUCUGAAUUUGUCAUGGGCAUUGGUUUGGGCAUUGCCAAGUGUCCCUAUGACCCCUUGGACAACUCGACAGCAAUUUAUGUUGAAGAAGGAAAUCCUGGUGGUUUGCCUGGCUUGUAUUCCGGUACAAAUGCUGAAUUCACUAAAGCGGAUGCUGUCAUAUUUCGUACGGAUUUGUAUAACACCACGGCAAAACGUUUGGAAUACAAAUUCAAACGUACACUGAAAUACGAUUCCAAAUGGUUGGACAAACCCAACUUUGUUGGCUCCUAUGACAUUGACGAUUAUGUGUAUUUCUUUUUCCGCGAAACCGCUGUCGAGUACAUCAAUUGCGGCAAGGCUGUGUAUUCGCGCAUUGCCCGUGUCUGCAAAAAGGAUGUGGGUGGCAAGAGUAUUCUGGCCCACAAUUGGGCUACCUACUUAAAGGCUCGCUUGAAUUGCAGUAUUUCCGGUGAAUUCCCCUUCUAUUUCAAUGAGAUUCAAUCGGUGUAUCAGCUGCCAAAUGAUAAGACACGUUUCUAUGCAACAUUUACCACAAGUACAAAUGGUCUAAUCGGUUCGGCGGUGUGCAGUUUCCACAUCAACGAGGUGAAAGCAGCGUUCGAUGGUAAAUUCAAAGAACAAUCUAAUUCAAAUUCUGCUUGGUUGCCGGUGUUGAAUGCACGUGUCCCCGAACCUCGCCCCGGUACGUGUGUCAAUGAUACCGCAAAUUUACCCGAUGCCGUUUUAAAUUUCAUUCGCUCACACCCUUUGAUGGAUAAGGCUGUGAAUCAUGAGCACAGCAAUCCGGUCUAUUAUAAACGUGAUUUGGUCUUCACAAAAUUGGUGGUGGAUAAAAUUAAAAUCGAUAUCUUAAAUCAAGAAUAUACCGUUUAUUAUGUUGGCUCCAAUUCGGGACACAUCUACAAAAUCGUUCAGUAUUAUCGCAACGGCGAAUCUCUGUCGAAGCUCUUGGAUAUCUUUGAAAUCGCCCCCAACGAACCCAUUCAGGUGAUGCAAAUCAGUCAGACACGUAAAUCGUUGUACGUUGCCACGGAUCAUCGUGUCAAACAAAUCGACAUGGCCAUGUGCAAUCGUCGCUACGACAAUUGUUUCCGCUGUGUACGUGAUCCCUACUGUGGUUGGGAUAAGGACGCCAAUACAUGUCGUCCGUACGAAUUGGAUUUGUUGCAGGACGUUGGCAAUGAGACCAGCGAUAUUUGUGAUUCGAGCGUUUUAAAGAAGAAAAUCACCGUUACCUAUGGCCAAAGUGUACAUUUGGGGUGCUUCGUUAAAAUACCCGAGGUUUUGAAAAAUGAACAAGUCACUUGGUAUCACCACUCAAAGGAUAAGGGACGCUAUGAAAUCAAAUACAAUCCCACCAAAUACAUUGAAACCACAGAGCGAGGUUUGGUUGUGGUAUCCGUUAAUGAGGCCGAUGGCGGACGUUAUGAUUGCCAUUUGGGUGGUUCCUUGCUGUGCAGUUAUAAUAUCACCGUUGAUGCUCAUAGAUGUACACCACCUAACAAGAGUAACGACUAUCAGAAAAUCUAUUCAGAUUGGUGUCACGAAUUUGAGAAGUACAAAACAGCCAUGAAGUCAUGGGAAAAGAAACAAGCGCAAUGUUCAUCGCGUCAAAAUUUCAGCCAACAACACCCCAAUGAAGUAUUUCGCAAAAACAUAGUCUGAUAUCAAGAAGGACUCAAUGAUGCUGCUAAUCCAUUAACGUCCAUUAAACUUUUUUAAAAGAAAAACAAAAUUAUUCAUUUUGAUCUAAAAACAAGGAAACAACAACAAUUUAACAACUAACAAAUUCAUGAGAAACACACAAAAAAACAGACACACAAACGCAUACAUACUUAACCAUAUAUAUAUACAAUGCAAAGCAAUAGCAAUAUACUAUUUAUAUAAAAACAAAGAAAAAAAACAACAAAAUAGCAAAGAAACUAAUUAAAAGAUAACUGGCAAUGACGAAGCCGUUUAAACGCUAACAUAACGUAAAGACAUAAAAUCUGCAGUUUAGACAAAGACAAAGAGACAAAACACUAUAAAAGUUCCCGCAUAUUUAAAAAAUACAUAACAUUAUUACGAUUAUUAUUAUUAUACAUAUGACAAGAAAAAUAGCAAUAUGAGAUCACAAUAAACGUGGCAUUUAUUAUAGAGA
This is a messenger RNA of Musca domestica (house fly), 3426 nucleotides long. It is a transcript of the gene Sema2a, whose product is annotated as semaphorin-2A. The transcript is spliced from 15 exons. Gene Ontology annotation, molecular function: semaphorin receptor binding; chemorepellent activity. The coding region runs from base 768 to 2951 and encodes 727 amino acids. Lineage: Eukaryota; Metazoa; Arthropoda; Insecta; Diptera; Muscidae. Gene Ontology annotation, biological process: negative regulation of axon extension involved in axon guidance; positive regulation of cell migration; axon guidance. The record is from RefSeq and is a predicted model, not a curated record.